This is a messenger RNA of Rotaria sp. Silwood1, 543 nucleotides long. The record is from the annotation of a GenBank genome assembly. NCBI's taxonomy places the organism in Eukaryota, Metazoa, Rotifera, Eurotatoria, Philodinida, Philodinidae.
AUGCAUGAAAGUUCUAAUGGAUUCAUGCUUAAUCAUGAUGAACAAACACGUUCUUAUACGGGUAUGAAUAGUGUUAUUCUAUCACAACAAGCAAGUCGAUUUUGGUUACCUUUUGAUGUUAAACUUUUUGAAACACUUACACCAAGAGAAUAUUUGGAAAAAUAUUGUCGAGUGAAUAAUCGUCGACAUGCAUUGUACAAACGUAUUUUUGACAAACAUAAAGAUAGUGAAGGAGAACUAAGUGUUAAGGCUCUUCCAGAUGCUUUAUUGGAUUCAUAUAUGCGUACAAUUGAUUCUCAUUUUAUUUCACAAGUAAUUGGCCUUCUUGAUUUAUCAUCAAAUGCAAAAAUAACUUUUGCACAAUUUGAAGGUAUUGCUGCAUUUUCUGAACGAUAUUUUUUUAAUAUUUUUACUCGACAAGAUAAUAUGGAACCACAAUUACAAAAAGAAAUUUUAGAAAAACUUGAUUUUUCUUCAUUAAAAUGGAAAUUAGUUGGUGUAAAUAUUUCAUCGUCAUUGCGACAAAUUCUACGACUUCUUUAA